Messenger RNA from Marmota flaviventris (yellow-bellied marmot), 3046 nucleotides. It is a transcript of the gene Polr3f, whose product is annotated as RNA polymerase III subunit F. The record is from RefSeq and is a predicted model, not a curated record. Lineage: Eukaryota; Metazoa; Chordata; Mammalia; Rodentia; Sciuridae. Gene Ontology annotation, cellular component: RNA polymerase III complex. Gene Ontology annotation, biological process: transcription by RNA polymerase III.
UGCUGUCUUCCGCGGUUACCGGUGUUCUGUGGUUAGUAAUCCAGUGACUCCGUGUGUCUCUUUCUCCAGGGUUCAGGAACUGAGCCCUAAUGGCGGAGGUGAAGGUGAAGGUGCAGCCGCCCGACGCGGAUCCGGUCGAAAUAGAAAACAGGAUUAUAGAACUAUGCCAUCAAUUUCCUCAUGGAAUCACAGACCAAGUAAUUCAGAAUGAAAUGCCUCAUAUAGAAGCCCAACAACGGGCAGUGGCCAUCAAUAGACUGUUGUCCAUGGGUCAGUUGGAUCUCUUAAGGAGCAAUACAGGCCUUUUAUACAGAAUAAAGGACUCUCAGAAUGCUGGUAAAAUGAAGGGAUCAGACAACCAAGAAAAACUAGUAUAUCAAAUUAUAGAGGAUGCAGGAAAUAAAGGAAUAUGGAGCAGAGAUAUUCGAUAUAAAAGUAACUUACCAUUAACAGAAAUCAACAAAAUUCUAAAGAAUUUGGAAAGUAAAAAGCUUAUCAAAGCUGUUAAGUCUGUAGCAGCCUCCAAAAAGAAAGUAUAUAUGCUCUAUAACCUGCAGCCGGACCGGUCUGUGACUGGUGGAGCCUGGUACAGUGACCAGGAUUUUGAAUCUGAAUUUGUAGAAGUACUUAACCAACAGUGUUUUAAAUUCCUACAAACCAAGGCAGAAACAGCACGAGAAAGCAAACAGAAUCCAAUGAUACAAAGAAAUAGUUCAUUUGCUUCUUCACAUGAAGUAUGGAAAUAUAUCUGUGAACUGGGAAUAAGCAAGGUAGAGUUGUCCAUGGAGGACAUUGAAACCAUCUUGAAUACUCUUAUUUAUGAUGGGAAAGUGGAGAUGACUAUCAUUGCUGCAAAAGAAGGCACAGUUGGCAGUGUAGACGGACAUAUGAAACUGUACAGGGCAGUCAAUCCAAUCAUCCCACCCACAGGUUUAGUCCGAGCACCCUGCGGGCUCUGCCCAGUUUUUGAUGACUGCCAUGAAGGUGGUGAGAUUUCACCAUCUAACUGUAUUUACAUGACAGAAUGGCUCGAAUUUUGAUGGAGAAUGAUAAACUCUACUGACAUUAUACAAAUGAAGUUGCUUGGAGACCAAAUAAUUUAAUUCAUGAUGGAACAUCAAAUUUCCUUGAAAGCAGAUUCACAGUAAAUGGAUACAGACUUGCUGCUAUGAAAACCUGUUUUUUUAUUUAUAAAGACUAAAUUUAUAUUGGUAGAGAGGCCAUUAGAAUAUGAAACAGAUGAGGUUAGUAGUGAAAUCUGUUCUUCUGUAAAUUAAAAAAUUGAAGCCCUGGAGAAAAACAUCUUUUGAAGUUUUCAAGACUUUUGAUGGAUCAAGGAAAAAGAAACAACAAACCCUUAUUUGCCAAGUACUAUGGAAAUAGCUAGAGCACAAAUAUAUUCAUUUUAAAGUUGUUUAUUAAGGUCUUCGUUAAAAAUUUUUUAUGUCUGGCUCAUUACCACCAUUUUUGUUUCCUGUUUUCUCAGUAGUUUCAUUGAGAAGAAAUUAAAAAUGGUGAAGACAGGAACAGCACAAGAGUAUAUGAAAUCUUGAAGAAGCAUUAAGUGAGGGAGAGUAGGACAUUCCUUUUCUACACACUAUUGAUUCCUUCCUAUAUCAGUAAUAUUCUUUUGAAGGAUUAUGCUACCAUACCUCAAACCCAAAGGAUGAAUAUUGUCAAGGAUGUUUCAGUGUGUAAAUAUUAUCAUUUUCAUCAUAAAGGGAAUAUUUUCACUUUUCCUUUGUCUUACAAGCUUCAUUAUGUGGCUCAAGUGUAUUCUUCACCAGAAUUUCCCUGGAUUCUUAUAUGAUGUCUACAGUGUUUAUGUGCCUGAACUCUCCCAUCCCCGCAGAUUCAGAUGUUAAAAUCUAAUGCACAAUGUGAUGGUAUUUGAGGCCUUUGGAAGAUAAUAGUUUGAGGAUGGAGUACUCAAGAAGGGAAUGUGUGCCCUUUUAAAAGAACCUAGAGAGCUCUUAUUGUACCUUCUGCCCUGUGAGUACACAGGGAGAAGACAAUCAUUGGUGAACCAGGAAGUGGUCCUCACCAGACACCAAAUUUGCCAGUGCCUUGAUCUUGGAUAUCUCGGGCUACAGAAUUGUGAGAAAUAAAUUUGUUGUUGAUAAAACACAAGUCUGUAGUAUUCUAUAUAGCACACAGAAGGGAUCAAGACAAUGUGUAUCCAUUUAACUAGAACUGAAACAAACAAAAAAAACCAUUGCCUUCCAUUCAUACUUUAUUUUGAGGGUGAUGGGGACAGUUCUUACCCUGUUUUAGAUUUGUUUCUUUUCCUUACUGUUCUAAAACUCAUAGUGUCACAUAAUCAAAAAGCCACUACUGUGUAACUGUCUUGAGAUCUAUUAGCACUCCUGGUUCUAUUCGUCAGUAUAGAAAAGUAUAGUCGUCCAAUGUAGAAAACUCUAGGUUAUUUGAUGUGUUGUUGCAAGGAAGGUAGGUAUACAGCUUUUUAGGAUCUCAGCGGUUGUGUUUCACUUUGUGAAACACAGGCCAGACCCACAGAACCAACAACCUAAGGGAAUUCACACACAGCUCCUCUUGCAGGCCUAAUUCUAACACAAGUUUGGAGAUGUUCUAAGGGGACAAGAUUAGACUAGUUAUUUUAAAAUAAAUAGUAAAAUUCAUUUCAGUAUUCAGUUUUUAUCAUAUAAAUUCUGUGGCCAGCUCCAUAAAAUUCACAUUUAAUGACAGGAAUUCCUUAUAAUAAAAACCAUUCAUGUAUUGGAUGAAUAUAAGCUAUAAAAAGAUCUGGAAGCCUGAAACUACAGAGGAUUUUUCUUCUAGUGAGAGUUGGAAUGGUAAGAAUAAUGUCUGUCGUCCUUGGAACUUACCUAUCAAAGAGACACUAGUCUUAUUUAAUAAGAAAACUGAAUUUGGAUGAGAGUAAAAAUGGGGAGAUGGAACCAAUUUGUGUUUUAAAUGUAGAUUUCACAAUGUGUCUUAAUAGCCAGUGAUUGAUUUUUAAAAUUUACAACUAGUGUCUAAAAAAGUAUUUCCUGCCUUGUCAAAAUAAAGAGACCCUUUAAACUUA